This is a messenger RNA of Knipowitschia caucasica, 1260 nucleotides long. Lineage: Eukaryota; Metazoa; Chordata; Actinopteri; Gobiiformes; Gobiidae. The record is from the annotation of a GenBank genome assembly.
AUGCCUCAGACCAGUAUGAACGUGAUAAAAGGACAGAAGGUGGUGCUGCUGGCCACAUACAGGAGUCCCCCAGACACCGACCCCAGCGCCAACACCAUCCUGUGGAACUUUUUCUCCGAUAGCCCACAACUGAUCAUCUCGUACACUAAGGACUCAGUGAACGUGGGCAGCUCGACUCAGUUCAAAGACAGAGUGGGCUUUGCGGACCCCAACCCUCUGUCCAACAUCUCCCUGUACAUCAACAACACCCAGGAGUCCGACUCGGGUCAGUACCUCUGCCAGGUCAUCGGCCCCGCCAUUUCGGGCUUCACCGCCGAGCUCAGCCUGGACGUCAAAGUACCUCCUGCUGUCCCAAAGUGCUCCCUGUCCGGGAAGCCCAUGGCGAAGGGGAACGUGACGCUGAGCUGCACGUCCAGUGCUGGCAAACCCAUCCCCGUGUACAAGUGGAAGAGGAGCAGCCCCACCUCCGAAGUCUUCUUCUCCCCGAUGCUCGACGAGAACCUGGGCACUCUGAAGCUGGCCAACCUGAGCUCCAGUAUGUCCGGGAAGUACGUGUGCACGGCCAGCAACACGGCGGGCUCCGAAAGCUGCGUCAUCAACCUGGACGUCAUUUCCUCGCCCAAUGCAGGGAUGAUCGUGGGCGCCGUGGUGGGCUCCGUGGUGGGCUUCCUCCUCCUGCUGCUCCUCUGCAUCAUGUACCUGCUCAAGAGGAGGCGGGACAACGAAGACGACAUGGCCAAUGAGAUCAAGGAGGACGCCCAGGCGCCUAAGCGGGUCUCCUGGGCCAAGAGCAACAUGGGCUCAGACAUAAUCUCCAAGAACGGCACGCUGUCCUCCAUCGCCUCCAGCCCGCGGCACAAAGAACACCUCCACCACGAACACAACCACCACAACCACCACCACAACCACCAGCAGCUGCAGCACUACCCCCGGAGAGCCCCCUCGGACACCGCCUCCAUCACCACGGCGACGGGCAGCGUGACGGGCUACAGACCCUCGCGGCAGCACCACCACGGCUCCUCCACGCCCACCCCGACCAACUACGACCACAGCGGCACCCUGCCCAUCGGCCAGGCCCCCCAGGCCCAGCCGGAGCGCUAUGGGCAUCUACCCCAGGCCCAGUUAGUGCCCCAGACGUACGGCCAGGCCCCGUCCCCUCCACCUCUGCCCACCUCCACCAUCACCCAUGCCAACAUUGCGCGCAUGGGUGGGGUGCCCAUUAUGGUGCCGGCUCAGAACCAGGCGGGCUCGCUGGUCUGA